GGAGGGAGAGAGCGAGCGAGAGAGAGAGAAAAUCAAUCGGUUUAGAAGGUUUGGACUCACUUGACAGGUUCAGUUGGAGGCGACCAUAGGUGGCUGCUGUGACAAAGGGAAAUUGUGCUUUUCCAGCAUGCUAACUGACCCUGAUUUACCUCAGGAGUUUGAAAGGAUGUCUUCCAAGCGACCAGCCUCUCCGUAUGGGGAAGCAGAUGGAGAGGUAGCCAUGGUGACAAGCAGACAGAAAGUGGGAGAAGAGGAGAGUGACGGGCUCCCAGCCUUUCACCUUCCCUUGCAUGUGAGUUUUCCCAACAAGCCUCACUCUGAGGAAUUUCAGCCAGUUUCUCUGCUGACGCAAGAGAACUGUGGCCAUAGGACUCCCACUUCUCAGCACAACACAAUGGAAGUUGAUGGCAAUAAAGUGAUGUCUUCAUUUGCCCCGCACAACUCAUCUACCUCACCCUUGAAGGCAGAAGAAGGUGGGCGUCAGAGUGGAGAGUCCUUGUCCAGCACAGCCCUGGGAACCCCGGAGAGGCGCAAGGGGAGCCUCGCGGAUGUCGUGGACACCCUGAAGCAAAGGAAAAUGGAAGAGCUCAUCAAAAACGAGCCAGAAGAAACUCCCAGUAUUGAAAAGCUACUAUCAAAGGACUGGAAAGACAAGCUUCUUGCCAUGGGAUCAGGGAACUUUGGAGAAAUAAAAGGGACUCCAGAAAGCCUCGCUGAGAAAGAAAGGCAGCUCAUGGGUAUGAUCAAUCAGCUGACCAGUUUGAGGGAACAGCUGCUAGCAGCUCAUGAUGAACAGAAGAAGCUGGCUGCAUCUCAGAUCGAGAAACAACGCCAGCAAAUGGAGCUGGCUAAGCAGCAACAAGAACAGAUUGCAAGACAACAGCAGCAGCUUCUGCAGCAGCAACACAAAAUUAAUCUUCUUCAGCARCAGAUCCAGCAGGUCCAGGGUCAGCUGCCUCCAUUAAUGAUUCCCGUAUUCCCUCCAGACCAACGAACCCUAGCAGCAGCUGCACAGCAAGGAUUCCUUCUUCCUCCUGGUUUCAGCUACAAGGCGGGAUGCAGUGACCCCUACCCCGUUCAGCUGAUCCCAACUACCAUGGCAGCUGCUGCCGCAGCAACACCGGGCUUAGGCCCACUCCAACUGCAGCAGUUGUAUGCUGCCCAACUUGCUGCGAUGCAAGUGUCUCCGGGAGGCAAGAUUCCUGGCAUUCCCCAGGGGAACCUUGGUGCUGCCGUGUCCCCUACCAGCAUCCACACAGACAAGAGCACAAACAGCCCUCCACCCAAGAGCAAGGAUGAAGUGGCCCAGCCUCUGAACCUUUCAGCCAAACCCAAGACAUCUGAUGGCAAGUCUCCCACAUCACCCACCUCUCCUCACAUGCCAGCUCUGAGAAUAAACAGCGGGGCCAGUUCGCUAAAGUCGUCUGUGCCAGCAACAUUAGCGAGUCCUUCGGCCAGAGCCAACACAAUAGACAUCCUUUCUUCUAUCACGUCGUCAGGUUAUUUAAAUGACCACGAUGCUGUUACCAAGGCAAUCCAGGAGGCCCGACAGAUGAAGGAGCAGCUUCGGAGGGAGCAGCAGGUGUUGGAUGGGAAGGUGGCCGUGGUGAACAGCCUGGGUCUCAAUAACUGCAGGACAGAAAAGGACAAAACAACAUUGGAGACCCUGACUCAGCAGCUGGCAGUAAAACAGAGUGAAGACGGGAAAUUCAGCCACGCAAUGAUGGAUUUCAACAUGAGUGGAGAUUCUGACGGAAGCGCAGGAGUUUCAGAGUCUCGGAUUUACCGGGAAUCYCGAGGGCGUGGUAGCAAUGAGCCUCACAUCAAGCGCCCGAUGAACGCGUUCAUGGUGUGGGCUAAGGAUGAACGGAGGAAGAUCCUUCAAGCCUUCCCUGACAUGCACAACUCCAACAUCAGCAAGAUACUAGGAUCUCGCUGGAAAGCUAUGACAAACCUAGAGAAGCAGCCAUACUAUGAGGAGCAGGCCCGGCUCAGCAAACAGCACCUGGAGAAAUACCCAGACUACAAAUACAAGCCCCGGCCGAAGCGCACCUGCCUCGUGGAUGGCAAGAAGCUGCGCAUCGGCGAGUACAAGGCCAUCAUGCGCAACAGACGCCAGGAGAUGAGGCAGUACUUCAAUGUUGGGCAACAAGCACAGAUCCCCAUCGCCACGGCGGGCGUCGUGUACCCAGGAGCCAUYGCCAUGGCCGGGAUGCCUUCCCCACACCUGCCCUCGGAGCACUCGAGCGUGUCCAGCAGCCCCGAGCCCGGCAUGCCCGUCAUCCAGAGCACUUACGGAAUCAAGGGCGAGGAGCCGCACAUCAAGGAGGAGAUGCAGCCCGACGACGUCAACGGAGAGAUCUACGAUGAGUACGAUGAGGAGGAGGACGACCCCGACGCGGACUAUGGCAGUGACAGUGAAAAUCACAUUGCAGGGCAAGCCAACUGAUCGGGGUCCCGAUGGCUCAUGACCUGCAGGACUUCAAGGAAUAAAGAGAAAAGAGAAAUAAAGCCCCAUCUGGUUUAUCCUUGCCAGUGGCCAAGCACAUUAACUUUCUCAUACACUGACUGUUACUUUAACUGUUAGUCUUAACUAGUUGGGACAUCAGCUGACUAAUAGACAUCAGCCUGCAUCAGAAGAAAAAAGGCUCAGAAGAAAGGAAACAAAGACAACGACAACAACAACAGAAUGAUAUAAGCUAUGGGUAAAAUAAUGCCAGUAAUUCAGCUGCUAUACCCAAGCACUGAAGUCUUACCCGUCGACCUUUUAUUAUUAUUAUUUUUUUUUCAAAUAAACUUUAUGGCUGUUUGUUCUACAAUGUUCUAGAAAUUCUCACUCAGGUACACAGUGCCAACAAGUGGCUUGUGAAUGUGUUUUGUUGUUUUGUGCUACAGUUUAAAGAGAAAUAAUUUUUUUUUUUUGGUAAUGCACCUGACAGGAAAAAAAAAAAAGAUAAAAUUCCUUUUAACCCCCCCUCUGUCUCCUCCUCCUCCUUCUUCUCCUCCUCCUCCUCCUCCUUCUCUUCCUCCCUGUCAAAUCUGGGUCAGAAGUGUGUGUGUGUGCGUGCCUGUGCGCGUGGCUGGCAAGGAAGGAAGUGGGGAGUCUCUUUCUGUUCACCCCAACAAGCAAUUAUUUCCUUUCAAGAGAGGACUUCUCUUCAUCAGUUGCACACCAUACUGAGUCUUUGAGCAAGUGCCAAAUUUGUACUAAAGCGCUGAACUAGUCCAAUUUGCUUUUCUUUAGGUUGGUCUCUUCUUGUUUUGCUUUUCUUUGGCUUUUCUUUUGCUUCUUGCUCUGUCUUAAGUUAGGACAGUGUUGUAUCUUAGACAAUCCCUUGAAGAACCUGAUAUACCAGCAGCUGGUGAGAUUAGACAUAUAUUUUUGGUUUUGGUUUUGCUUUCUAAAGGAAACUGUAGGUGCCGUUCUCAGGUGAAAAAAAGAGAGAGAGAGAGACAUAAAAAAUUUAGAGAAAAAGUAUUUUAUGGUCUUGGAUUUUCAUGUGUGCGUGUUUAUGGUACUAAUAAGAAUAAUCUUGGACUAUUGUGAGCAAAAAGCAUGUUCCAGAAUGAAGUUCUGCACCCUCCAAAUGACUUGGUCUGUAAGGGGCCYUUACUUUCAGUUUACACUUCAAGUGGCAGCAUAAACAGCAUAAAAAAGGCUUGUCCAAAAUGUGGUUUCCUCUGUACAGGGCACAGCAAUUGGAAAUGUUCCCUCUUCACUGAGCAUAAUUUAAUUACCACCAACUGUGUCCAGUUCUGAUGAACUUGUACCUUUAGGGCGGUUGAGUAUUGAAUUCUGAUUCAAAUGGCAAUUUUUUUUUUUUUUAACUGAGGUUUUUUUCUCCUGCGCCUUGGCAAAAAUCCUUCUUGUAUCAGUGGAAUAUUGGAGGAGGAAGGAAGGCUAACAGCUUUGAAGAGAUUUCCAAAGUCCAAGUGCAGAUGUAAGAACCCGAACCGUUGUAGUUUCCUUCGCUGCUGCCUCUCACAAUUGCAACAUUAUUCUCCUGUGCUGAAAUAUUUUCAAUGUUGUUCUAGAGCACUUAAAUACAUUGCUUGGGCAGUUUUGUGUUCCUUGGAUGACCAUAACCAGAUGAGGAGGGUGUCUGGGAGUUGCUCUGUGCCCUGGAAUGGAAAGGCUUGGGAUCUGCUGAGGCAAAAGCCUUCCUCUGAAUUGGUUUUGUAACUGAGGAUGCCCAAACUUAUGUUGCUUCCUGGUAAAUUCCUGCUCCCAAAGGGAGAUUCAUUGCUGCUGUUAUCACCUGUAACAUGUAAAAUUAGGCUCAUGCAUGUCAGUGGCAGUGAGAUCCCAGCCCAAAUACUCACCAGAACCCUGGUCACCACUAUUUGGCAACGCUGAAUUUGCAAACAGUCCCUUAAUCUGGCAGAUUUAGCCCUUGGUGCAGUCACCCAGGUGCAGGAUGAAUGGGGCRGGUAGGAGUAGACUGGGAAAGGGGGGAAUGCCUCUCCUUGCCUCUUGAAAUCCCACUUGAAGUGUAACUUGACCUCUGCAGACCUUSUGCAAAGCAAACAAGCAAAUGCCAUUGAAGACAUAGGACAAUACUCCAAUGAGCGGUUUGGACAUGUGAUAGUUUUACCCUGCAACAUCUCUUUUAUUUUUCUCCUGUUUUCCCUGUUUUGAUUUCCACCUCUGCUUUGAAAAAUCCUUUUCUAUUUUCUCUCUCUCAGAAGAUUUGCUCUGAAAUUAUGCUUGGAGUAGCUGAUCAUAUCCUCCAUGUCAGAGAGGGUUCUUUUUUGUUUGUAUUUUAUGACUGUGUUGGGUUGGGUUUUUUUUUUUUCCAGUUGAACUGCCUCUUCUUGCUAGUGUUGUAAUGGUAAUUAUAAUAAUAAUAAUAAUGGUCAGCUGUUCCCAGAUUAGUAAAUUAUGUAUAAUUUAUUUUACACCCCCCCUUUUUUAACUUUAUUUUAUUCUGUUCUAAUUUGGCAGUGCAGCAAAUGAAGCUGUUAGGCUAUUUAAAAUGGAUACCCCUCCCCACCUUACCUUUUUAUAUAUAUAUAAAUAUAUAUAUAUACAUAUGAAAACAAAUCGCUUCUUCGUCAGCUCACGCCAUUUCUCUUUCUUUUAUUUUAAUUUUGGCCCCAGCCAUGUCAACUUCUGAUGUUUAUUAUGAUGGAGUGAAUUAAUGGGAGUGUUGUUUUCAAUCUUAAUUAACUUCUGCUCUCUCAUCACUCAUUUUAGUUAUUUAAUUACACCAGUCAUUUAGAGCCAAUUUUUUUGAAGCACUCUGUUUGGAUAAGAAGGAAAAAAAUAGACAAUUGUUUUUAUAUCAUUAUUAUGUACAAUGUGAAAACAGAUAUUUGCUCCUUUUUUUUUUCUUUUUUUUAACUUUUAAAUUUGUUCCCUGUCUUUGUGAACAAAUUACUUCUGAUUCUUGUGGGUUCACCUCACAUUUGCUGGAUGCUUGAUUUCCACCACGUAAUAGAGACUCUCUGGUUUAAUCGUGUCACUUCGGGCUACCAGAAUACUUUGUUUUAGCUCCAGGUAGGUGCCACUGUGGCAGGUGGGAUUGGAGCAAGUCUUGGAGGUGUGGGCUGGGAAAGGUCGGUGGGAAGGAGGCCCUUGGACUUCAGUGGGACCAAGUUUCAGCACUGAAUUCUGCAGGAGCCGCUCCUCGAGGCAGCCUGGUGGGACGGAGCCCUUCUCCGAAUAUCCUGUUCAUUUCCUGCCACCUCGGCCAGGGCUCAGCUGAACAAGUUGAUUUUGUUCCGUGCACAUUCCCAUCGGAGAGACUGUGCCCCGGCCU
This is a messenger RNA of Malurus melanocephalus (red-backed fairy wren), 5762 nucleotides long. RefSeq names its product SRY-box transcription factor 5 (gene SOX5). The record is from RefSeq and is a predicted model, not a curated record. Gene Ontology annotation, biological process: positive regulation of chondrocyte differentiation; cell fate commitment; regulation of transcription by RNA polymerase II. The coding region runs from base 128 to 2449 and encodes 773 amino acids. Gene Ontology annotation, molecular function: RNA polymerase II cis-regulatory region sequence-specific DNA binding; DNA-binding transcription factor activity, RNA polymerase II-specific. Gene Ontology annotation, cellular component: nucleus. The transcript is spliced from 15 exons. NCBI's taxonomy places the organism in Eukaryota, Metazoa, Chordata, Aves, Passeriformes, Maluridae.